AUGGCUCCAUCUUCUCGUCCUGCCGGCAAGCGACUUCCGAUCAGCUGUCAAGCCUGUCGAACAAGGAAGAUCCGUUGCUCUCGUGAUGGCCGCCCUUGCCAGACCUGUGUCCGACGAGGGCUGGGCGCUGAAGAUUGUGUAUACCUUGGCCAACCGAGACUGUCGUCGGAAAACAGCUCAACUGCAGACACUACCGUCCACGCCGAAUUACUCGCACGAAUCCGCAACCUAGAGGACAUGCUUCAAAGACAAGUUAGCUCAUAUUCAGGCGGUCCGAACUCACCACUCGCAUCGCCCGGUAGCCUCACUGGAAGCUUCUCUGACCUGGACAGUCCAACUGGCCCUGGUUUCACGUCAUAUCCCAGAAGCUCCAUGGUAAACAGCGUUGGGACUUUGCAGACAUUUGCCUCAGGCGACUCUCUCCCUGAUAUCAACUCCGAGGUACCGGAUGACGAUGACGACGUGUGUCUCCCUUUAGCUGGGAAUGCAGCUACGAGGGAAGAGCUACUCGCCCUUCUCCCACCAAGUCGGUAUUGUGACGCACUCAAGGACGUUUAUUUCCGGGUCUUCUCUCCUAUUUCUCUCUUGUUUAUUAUCCUCGCUAUUGCUGUCACUGCCCUUCACGACGAUGACCCCUUACUCUCUGAUUUGGGUCGUGAGAGGACCGUCAGUCGCAAUGUCAAAGCCCUAUCUUCACGCUACCGAUCCGCUGCUUUGCGAUGUCUAUCAGCCGACGGCAUUCUCUCCCGACAUUCCAUCAACUCCCUUCAGUCCCUUAUCCUGAUCAAUUACGCCAGACUUCACCGUGGGCUUCCAACCUGGACGCUUCUAGGCUUGACUCACCACGUUGCCACCUCAAUGGGUUGUCACAUCGACCCGGAACGAUUCGCUCUUGGGCCAAUAGAACGCGAGGAGCGGCGCCGGGCAUGGGCAGGGCUGAAAAUGUUAUACACCACGCAUAAUAAUCUGUAUGGCAGUUCCAGCCCAGGCCUUACGACCAUGAGCACAAAGCUCCCCUUAGAUGUGAACGAUGUGGACCUCCUCACAGGUACUGCCCCAGAAACCGCGACCCCUCGUCCAACCCAGAUGACCUACCUCCUACUCCAAUACCGGCUUCAUGACGUCUCGUCCAUGAUCUGCGAGAGUCUAUUCAGUUUCCCUCCUCGGUAUACCGCCGCUCAGCUAGAAGCCGAGAUCCUCUCCGUGCAUAAGACGUGCGAAAAACGCUACCAGCUAGAACAGGGCUCUGAACCUCUCCCUGUUCAUCACCUCGCCAACCUGAAUAUACUAUACAGCUACAUUCACCAACUACUCCUCCUUCUCUUCCGUCCCGCUCUCUGCCGGUACUUACAAGGCGAAAUCACCAACGAAACCUGUGCUGCGCGGGCGAAAUGCCUAGCGUCCGCGAAAACAUCGCUAUCUAUUCACCAAACCCUGCAUGAAUCACCCCAAUUCGCUUCUUACAAAUGGUACAACAGCAACCAGGGCAGCUUCCAUGCUUUCCAUGCGGCAGUCAUCCUAUGUGUCAUGCUGAUGUACCCGGAGAAUCAGUAUGAGGCGGCCGAUAUCAAGGAAAAUCUUUGGAAAUCCCUCGACGUGUUUGCCUCCCUCUCCAACCGCAGCAACUUCUGUAGCAAAGCUGUUCCUGUGCUGCGCCUGAUUAUGUAG
Molecule: messenger RNA, 1668 nt
Organism: Aspergillus nidulans FGSC A4
Lineage: Eukaryota; Fungi; Ascomycota; Eurotiomycetes; Eurotiales; Aspergillaceae
Product: Zn(II)2Cys6 transcription factor
Exons: 3
Coding region: 1-1668 (555 amino acids)
Biological process (GO): DNA-templated transcription; regulation of transcription by RNA polymerase II; regulation of DNA-templated transcription
Cellular component (GO): nucleus
Molecular function (GO): DNA-binding transcription factor activity, RNA polymerase II-specific; zinc ion binding; DNA binding
Source: RefSeq, a predicted model, not a curated record